CUCGGUGUCGCAGGGGUACAGCCCCGGGAAGUUGGGGCUCGAUAUGUUGCCGUUCGGCGCGGAGAGAAUGCCGCCACACUUCACCCCUGGGGCAGAUUAACCAUGAAUAAAUAAUGAAUUGCACUGCAGUAGCUGUGGCUGUAAAUUGGCCGACAGUUUCGGAAAUCUAAGAAGCAUUAUUCCAGUGCUUCUAUGAAGUAAUGCAAUCGAGCUGUCAUUUCGACAGACGUUACUUGAGACAGAUCCAGAUCCGAAUUCCAUUUUUGCAUCGUACCCAUUGAAAGAACUGGCGGGAAGUGUUUUUUCUCAGAGGGAGCCGAAGUGUGUGAACGUGGCCCGUGUGACAUCACACGGUUUGGCUUUCAGUUUAAUAGAGCAAUGUCAGCAUGUGGUUGCCCGCGUGUUAGCAGGGCUCAGAUCUUUGUGUUAGCAAAAAGGGGGGGAUACUCAUCAUGGCUUUGUAGCACAUUACAAUGAAGUGCCAAUGCUCACUGAACAUAAACCAGCUAGGACCUCUCCCAGCUGUAAAUGAUUAGUGAACUCGAAAUAUAUGCAGCACUGGGUGUUUCGGUCAUUUUGACCCUUUUCAUGAACGGUGUGACUUGCCUUUGCCUGCCUAUGGAACACAUUAACUGAAAUGUUUGUCCUGUUCAGGAAAAUGCGAAAGCAAAAAAGGACAUAUGCUAUAGUAACCCACGUGAAUGUAUUCAUGGAUUUACCUAUACAGUUACAAAAACAUUUUACUUCUUAAGCAAAGUGCUGCUUACGCUGCACAGUGCAAAGAUUCAACAUUAUUACACAAGAUUAAAAAUGGGAAAGGUUUACUUUCAGGGAAAAGGAGCUGUGGUUUUGUAAAACAGAUGCAAAUGUAUAAUUAUUUGACAACAAGAAACUGUUUAUACAUGAUUGCCUUUUCCAGUUGUUUAGUGCUUAUGGCACAUCCAGAUUCUUAGAAAAAGCCUUAUCUAGGUGAUGAAAUAUGUCUUUUUAUGACUGAUCUGAUAUGUGCACUGCUCUGCCCUUUUCACAGUGAAUAAUGGCAUGCAAAAAUCAGACGCUUUGUGAGUCGGAGUACUUUAAGAAUGAAACGUUCUGGACUGCAGAGUGAGAGGUGACUAGGAGGCAGCUGUACAGGUGGAGAUGGGAUGGAGACAUAAUCCUGGCAAGGCAACAAGGUCAAGUUGAAUAAUUACAGAAGUAGCAACCCAGGAGAACACAAGCAUGCAAGGAGUCCAGGACACAGGACGAAGGCACAAACAACACAGCAGUCAUUAUUGCACUAACAGCAGCCCAGGCGCAAGGGUGCAGAACUUAAAAUCUUUUGUUUAGGAAUGAACAAUUCAAAGGAACAGAUGCUUUUAAGAAGCGGCAAAGUUAUGCUCAGGGCACCAGCCCAGGAAACCAGGGACAGAGGCACUGGCACUCUCAAAGAGAGCCCCACCCAAGGGGACCCCCAGCUGAGCCGCAGGACAUCCAGAGCUGCACAGGUGAACCCCAGAAACAAUGGAGCCAUCAGCCUCAAAGGACUGCUGGCAGCCCAGAGAUUUACCAAGGGUCUGAAGGAACGCACUGUUUUAAAAAUAGCCGCAAAGAGAACCCCAGGGCUCCACUUGCAGAAGCCGGUGGCGAUUGUGGAUGACAUGGUCCCCUCCACAUCCUCCAGGCCGCAGGAGAAGUUCUCCUGCGCCAAGGUCCAGCAGCUGGUGAAGAGCUUCCUGGCGUCGAGGCUGGAGGGAGUCUCCUACGAGGCCGGGCCGUGCACCGGGCUGGCCCAGGAGCUGAGCGAGGAGGUCAGAGGGCUGGUGAGGGCAGUGUGCCCCCGGCGCUACAAGCUGGUGUGCGUGGUCACCGUGGGCAAGAAAGCCCGGGAGGACGCGGUGGUGGCCAGUCGCUGCCUCUGGGACCCCCACUCUGACAGCUUUGCUUCCUGCACUUACGAGAACCCCACCCUCUUCUGCGUGGUCACUGUGUUUGCCGUCUACUGUGAGUGAGGUGCACUGUGCUCCGGGAGACAAAUCAGAACCAGCACAGCCACUCAAGUCUCUCCCCUUCUCACUGUGCUGACCUUGCUUUUCAACUGCAGCAACUCGCUUGGUCUGACUAUAACUCACCCCAGGUGGCGUAAGUUGAGCACAGAAAAGCUUUUAUUUUGGGGAACCUGUGUUCUAUUAUUUUGAUCUAAUUUAUAGGGUACAGUGUUUUUUUACAAAAAAACAACAUCUGCACGUUUACCUCAGUCCCUAGAAUGCCGGCCAGCUUUUAUAUGGAAAUAUCUGCAAAAUCCAAUGUCUAAUAAAUGACCCAGCUGUGAUAUUUGUUCAUAAAGAGAAAUGCUGUAAUCAGGGCUCUGUUAUUCAAGCUGGCUCUCAUGUCCUCAGGGCUCAGGACUGAGCACUCCAAUAAAGGACUUUAUAUGGGCUUCAACAGUUUAAUAAAAGGAGAAUAUUGUUUCUAUUAUGCAGAAAGGAAUGUGGGGUAUUAAAAUUUAAAAGAUAUUCGCAGUCCACCUUCAUCUCCCCCGAAUCAAGCAUGAGAAAGGGACUUUUGCAAGAAAAAAAAAUCACAUAACUUGGAAAUGUUUGAAAGCCCCUGCUCCUGUGCUUCAGAGAAUAACAUGGCGUUUAACAAGUAUAUAGUAAAGAUUGUAAUUAAUGUUCAGUAAA
Lepisosteus oculatus (spotted gar) is the source of this 2663-nucleotide messenger RNA. RefSeq names its product dynein light chain Tctex-type 5-B-like. Gene Ontology annotation, cellular component: cytoplasmic dynein complex; cytoplasm. The record is from RefSeq and is a predicted model, not a curated record. Gene Ontology annotation, molecular function: dynein intermediate chain binding. Lineage: Eukaryota; Metazoa; Chordata; Actinopteri; Semionotiformes; Lepisosteidae. Gene Ontology annotation, biological process: microtubule-based movement.